Messenger RNA from Trichomonas vaginalis G3, 831 nucleotides. RefSeq names its product protein serine/threonine kinase protein. The transcript has a single exon. NCBI's taxonomy places the organism in Eukaryota, Parabasalia, Trichomonadida, Trichomonadidae. Gene Ontology annotation, molecular function: ATP binding; protein serine/threonine kinase activity. The record is from RefSeq and is a predicted model, not a curated record. Bases 1 to 831 code for a protein of 276 amino acids. Gene Ontology annotation, cellular component: nucleus; cytoplasm. Gene Ontology annotation, biological process: mitotic DNA damage checkpoint signaling; protein phosphorylation.
AUGACAUUAGAGAAGUAUGUAUACCCUGGACGAGUUAUAAAUGGAUUCAAAGUUACAUCAUUAUGCGAAAGCACACAGAAUUCUUCAACAUUUUUCGGAUAUAAUACAUCAGAUGAACAACAAGUUGUUUUGAAGGUGUAUAAGAAUAAUCCACGAAAGUAUCUUCGUGAGAUUGCAUAUUUGGAGAAAUUUAACUCCAAUUUCAUAUUGAAGCCAAUACAAACAUUUGAUAUUGUGAAUAACUUGAAAUGUUCUGUAUUUCCACGUGCUCAAGAGAAAGAUCUUUUAGACUUUCUCGAUAAAACACCAGAAUUUCCAAUUCCUGAAAAGAAAGUUAGAAAUAUUGCUUAUGUUCUUUUCAAGUCAGUGGAAUACCUCAAUCAGAACGGAGUUAUGCACAGAGAUUACAAACCAGAGAAUGUUGUCAUCAUGAACUCAAAUCUUAACGUUGAUGAUAUCAAAGUUAUUGAUUUAGGCAUGGCUUGCGAAAUAAAUGACAGACUUCAUCAGGAAAGAGUUGGAUCAUGCUAUUAUGCUGCUCCAGAAGUUUAUGAUGGCGCUUACUCAAAAGAAUGUGAUAUUUUCUCCAUUGGUGUAACUUUAUGUGUCGCUUGCGGCGGAACUGUACCUUUUGAUUGUGAUUCGAACAAGGCCAUGCAAGCAUCUAAGAAGAAGAGAGAUUACAAGCUUGAAGGUAAGAUUUGGAAUCAUUUUUCAAAUGAAUUGAAGGAAUUGAUUUACAAAUGCUUAGAGCCAGAUCCAAAGAAGCGUAUUACAAUUGAUCAAAUAUUUUCAGAAUAUUCAUCUCUUUGGUCAUUAAUUUCAAACUGA